Molecule: messenger RNA, 1656 nt
Organism: Prorocentrum cordatum
Lineage: Eukaryota; Dinophyceae; Prorocentrales; Prorocentraceae
Source: the annotation of a GenBank genome assembly
AUGCGGGGCCUCGCCCGCUGCGCCUUGCUCGUCGCAGCGCGCGCGGCCCUGGGCUUCCAGUUCCUGGAGGCUGGCCACCAGAGCCUCAGUUCGGGCGCGGACGGGCUCGACACCGCCGAGGGCGAGACGUCCUCGGCCGCCCUGGACGAGAUCAGCGCGGUUCAGUCCUCGGCCGCCCUGGACGAGAUCAGCGCGCCGCAGCCGCAGCCCUCCAUCGCCCUGGUCGGGAUCGGCGCACAGCAGCAGCAGUCCGACCAGGGCCGCGGCGCCGAGCGGGCGCACGGUGAGGCCCUGAUCGCGCGGCUCGGCGGCGAGGCGAGGGAGCGGCUCAGGAGGCUGGCGGGCGCCAGCGACGACGCGGCCCUGGCCGCGGCGGUGUUCCCCACGCCGGCCGAGGACAGGCCGCUGCUGGUGGCGCCCCCUCACCUGCGCAGCCGGCAGCAGCCCGCUUCCGCGCAGGCAAGCCUCCUCGGCCUCGGGGCCGCCCACGCAGAGGCCGAGGGCGGCAGCCGGUCGGCCGCGGGGUCGGCCGGCUCCGGCGCGGGCGCGGGGGAGUUCGCGCCCUCCGCCGAGUUCCAGGCCGCCGAGGCCUCCGGCGGCGGGGACCGUGCCAGCAGUGCCGCCGAGGCCGCGGCCGAGGCCGCGGCCGGGCUGCCCUGGGGGGUCGGCUCGCCCCGCACCGGCGACUCGCUGCCCGUCUACCACUACUCUGCCAUGCCGGCCAUCGACGGCCCCAAGGAGUGGGAGUACAGCCUGGAGAGCGGGGACAACAUCCAGAGCUUCAGCGGCGCGCAGCAAGACGUGAAGCUGCUGACGCAGGUCUUCGAGAACGUCACCAACGGCUUCUACGUGGACUCCAAUGCUGGGGACGGCGAGGCCAACAGCAACACGCUGCUGCUCGAGCUCGCCGGCUGGCGCGGCCUCAUCAUGGAGCCACGCCCCUACUGGUACCUGAACCUGUGGAGCAAGUGGCGCAAGGCCUGGCUCUUCCUCGGGUGCCUUUCCCCGCACGAGAACUCCACAAAGAUCGGCUUCGACACUGACGGCAACAUCGACAUGCUGAGCGGGCACAUGAUCCACGCCCACCCAAUGAAGGCCUUCAUGGCCGAGAUGGGCGGGCGCAAGACGAUCGACUUCUGGAACCUGCACAGCGGCAACUACGAGGCCGAAAUUCUGAACGAGACUCUGCUGGGCUCCGGCGGCUUCCUCGAGUUCGGCGUCGUCCUUGUCCGCUUUGACGGCCGUCGCGCGGGGCGCGGGACGGAGGCGUACGUGCAGAUGAGGUCGAGGGACGCCACCGAGGAGCUCAUCUUCGAGAUCUGCCACAACGCCAGCCUGACGCACAUCGGCGGCCUCGACCCGUACUGGAUCAACCACGUCGAGCCGCGCUACGGGUUCAGGGACGAGGUCUGGGUGAACCCGAGGUACUUCGAGAGUCGAGGGAUCCCGACGCCCGCGACGAUCAAGUCGGCGCCGCCGCCUGCGCUGGCCGGCUACUCCCCUGCAGCGGAGGACUUCCCGUGGGACUCCGGCUACAGCAGGGUUGAGGAGAUCGGCAAGGUCAAGCUGUACUUCAACAAGAGUAAGUCAGAUGCGGCCCUGAUGGAGCCGCUCCCGAAGGCCCACCGCGUAGGCGCGACGAAGUUGGUCUACUAG